AUGCAGUGGCUGGAGACGCCAAUGGCUGCAAAGCGUACCCGUGGCGGCACGAAUGGUUGGAAGGUGGAGUCCAGCACCACAAAGACAGACUUCUGCAGCUCUUAUGGUUCGAAGACUGGCAAUGUGUAUAAUAAGCGCGCCUCUCGUAACGAGCUACAUAAUGCUGAGUGGUGUGAGUGCGGGCCAGAGGCAAGCUGGUCAUCACCGCCUGUCCGCAUCAUCGACACGCACUGCCACCUGGAGAGUUUGGAUGGAUGUUGGGCCCUUCCACCGAGCCAAGGCUCGUGGGGAUUCGGGGGCUGGUGGCAGCGUUCCAAGUUUGAUGCCGCGGCAACUGUACAACAUGUGCUCAACAGUCAGCCUUCGGAGCUGUCGGCUGUUAUCUCGAAUUGUUGCGAUCCUUUGGAUUUUGAUUGGUAUGAAGGGUUGAUGGAAGCUUGGGACAGCGGGGAAUUCAGAGACGGCCGGCUGUACUGGUCUGUCGGGAUCCAUCCUUGUUGUGCGAAGGAUUUUCUGGUUCGGCAUGAAUCCGAGCCUGAGCUUGAGCAACGGAUGCUUGCUCUUGCCGCUCAUCCACGCUGCAUUGCUAUCGGAGAGUGUGGUUUGGACUAUUGCAAGUCUUCAGAGACACACGAAGACCAAAAACUCGUUUUCGAGCGAAUAUGUCGUCUUGCAGUGCUACUCAAAAAGGCAUUGGUGGUGCAUGCGAGGGAUUGCCCAAUCGAUGCGAUUGAGAUUCUUCGCAAGCUUGUUCCGACGGACUGGCCUAUACAUGUCCACGGUUACACUGGAGUUGCAGAAGACGCGAGGGAAUUACUCGCCACUUUCAGCGGUCUCUGUAUUGGAUUUUGUGGUGCGAUCACCAUGACUGAUUUCCAUGGGUCGUGUGGCCAGUGCGCACCGUUGUGGCAUCCUAGUUGCAAAUUUUGCGGAGGUCAGCCGGAAUGGGUUAAGCGCGAUUUUGAUGCUCUAAUAGAUGUUGUGCCACUGGAUCGCAUCCUUCUCGAAACCGAUGCACCCUACAUGCCGCCAUAUCCAUUUUUUGGAAGAUCGUGCCAGCCCUGGAUGGUGGGGGAAGUUGCCAAGCGCUUGGCUUCCAGAAAAGGCGUGACCGUCGCAACAUUGAUUGAGGGUUGCAACAGGAAUGCGCGACGAGUGUACAACACAGCUUUCGAAUAA
Messenger RNA from Prorocentrum cordatum, 1179 nucleotides. The record is from the annotation of a GenBank genome assembly. Lineage: Eukaryota; Dinophyceae; Prorocentrales; Prorocentraceae.